AUGGAUGGUUGGCAGAUAUUCGUUUUGUUUUCAAUACUAUGGCUAAUCUUUAAUCCAAUAUAUGCUUCAUCUGGGAGCUCUAAAGUAGCUGUUGCAGCAAAUAAUGAACCCGCCGGAAGAAGAAAGCUUGCCACCGGAAACCCAGUUUCUUAUCUUUAUGUCCAAUUUAAAGGCUCCAUAAGCAUCGAUUGCGGGGUGAAUGAUGAUUAUGUAGAUGACAAUGUAGGAUUGCUUUACAAAUCAGACAGAGAUUUCAUAAGCACCGGGGAAAAUCAUGAUGCAGAACUCGGGUCCACUCAAUUCGAGUCCUUUACAGAACGGCUGUGUAAGAAUUUAAGAAGUUUCCCAACGGGAAGAAAAAAUUGCUACACUCUGCGACCUAAACAGGGAAAAAACCAUAAUUACUUCAUCAAAACUCUCUUUUGUUAUGGAAAUUAUGAUGGCAAGAAUCAGCCUCCAAAGUUUGAUUUGUAUAUAGGGGUUAACUAUUGGAUAACGGUGGAAGGUCUAGCUGGUUUGCUUUGGAGAACAUACGACUUGUUUCAUUUCUCUUCAACUGAUAUUAUUCAUUUGUGUCUUGUGAACACAAACGUUGGCGUACCUUUCAUUUCAGCAUUGGAAUUACACCCUGUGAAUGAUUCCAUUUAUAGAAGUGAGUUUGGAUCAUUAAAUGUUGUUGGAAGAUGUCAACUGAGCUAUCCUACCGGCUUGAAUUUCAGGUACAAGGAUGAUGUCUUUCAGCGCACCUGGGGAACUUGUGGGUUAGCAAAUACGACUUGGGUCAAUGCCACAUCAGACACACAACUCCGGGAAAUUGAUGAUUCAUAUAAACUGCCCAUUGAAGUUUUAAAAACUGCGGCCCAGGCCCAAAAUGACAUUGGCUCAUUGACGUACAACGAGAGCUUUGGCUGUUCCCCAUCGUGCAAUUUUUAUGUCUACUUUCACAUUGCUGAAAUUGUGGAGAUUCCACAAGAUCAACGAAGAGAAUUCACAAUUACUCUGAAUGAUCUCAACUAUGGACCCAUUAGCCUGGAAUACUUGAAGCCACAGACUAUACCUCUUAAAUCACCAAAUGAAGGAGAGAUUAACUUCACUAUCAAUCCAACAAGCAACUCCGACCUUCCACCCAUUCUCAAUGCCUUUGAGAUUCUCAGUGUAGUUAAGCUUCCUCGUUCUCCAACAGACCAAGUAGAUGUUGAUGCAAUCAUGGCCGUCAUGCAAUCAUACAACAUAAAUGGAGAUGAAUUGCAAGGAGACCCCUGUGUGCCGAGAGAUCUUUUAUGGAAUGGUUUGAAUUGUAGUUAUGACAACAAUCUUCCAAGGAUCAUCUCUCUGGACCUCAGUUCAAGGAGAUUGACUGGGGAGAUAGCUUCGCCACUCUCCGCCCUCAAGGCAAUUCAGUACUUGGAUUUAUCAUACAAUGAAUUGACUGGAAUUCUCCCCAAUUUUUUUUCUGAACUGUUGAACUUAACUUUGCUGGAUUUAUCUUACAAUGAAUUGACAGGGCCGGUGCCAGAAUUUUUAGCACAACUGCCAAAUUUAAAAACUCUAAAUUUAAUUGGGAACAAGUUCACUGGAUCCAUUCCACAAUCACUUAUAGCAAAGUCUAAUAAUGGAACAUUGCAGUUAAGCUUCGACAAAAACCCAAAUUUAUGCCAGUCGGAUUCAUGUGAGAAAAAGAAGCAUUUUCUUCUUCCAGUUGUGGCAUCAAUUAUAUCAAUCUUGAUGCUUCUACUCCUAUGCAUGAUAGCUAUCUCUUGGAGAUAUAGAAGACAGAAAGCAAUAGCAGAAACACAAAAAUCAAAGAAUCAGACCUUUAGUUACUCAGAGAUUGUUAGUAUUACUGAUAACUUUAAUACCACCAUUGGAGGAGGGGGCUUUGGAAAAGUUUACUUUGGAACUCUAAAAGAUGGCACUCAGGUUGCAAUUAAGCUGUUAUCCCAAUCAUCAAAGCAAGGCUACAAGGAAUUUCAAGCAGAGGUGCAGCUAUUGAUUAUUGUUCAUCAUAGGAAUUUGGUUUCACUAAUUGGAUAUUGUAAUGAUAGUCAUAACUUGGCAUUAGUAUACGAGUACAUGGUUAAUGGAAACUUGCGAGAGCAUUUAUCAGAUACUAGUGGAAAUAUUCUCACUUGGAAAGAGAGAUUUCAAAUAGCAGUAGAUGCAGCUUAUGGACUGGAGUAUCUACAUAAUGGUUGCAAACCACCGAUUAUCCAUAGGGAUUUGAAGACUUCCAACAUCUUAUUGAAUGAAAAAUUGCAAGCAAAGAUCGCUGAUUUUGGAUUAUCUAGAGCUUUCACCAGAGAAAGUGGUUCACAUGUAUCAACUUGUCCUGCUGGCACAUUUGGUUACCUCGAUCCUGAGGCUCAAGCAUCAGGAAACUUUAGUAAAAAAAGUGAUGUUUAUAGCUUUGGGAUUAUUCUACUUGAGCUAAUAACUGGUCAACCUGCAAUAGUAAGAAACAUCGAUGGAAACUUCAUUGGCAUACAUCAGUGGAUUAGACCUAUAAUUGAGAGGGGUGAUAUUCAGUCCAUUGUUGAUCCUAGAUUGCGAGGAGAAUUCGAUGCCAAUUCUGCUUGGAAAGUUGUGGAGAUUGCCUUUGCUUGUGUAUCAAACACUGCAAUACAGAGGCCGGACAUGAGUCAUGUACUGGCUGAAUUACAGGAGUGCUUAGCUAUAGUAAUGGCCGUUGAAGAAUCCCAAACAAUGGAAGCUAGGGCGGUAAGAUUAAACAAUUCGCUUCGAAUGAGUUAUCUGGAUAUUGAUACUGAUAUGGCUCCUAGUCCAAGGUAAUCACCGAAGUAUAGAUCUCUUAUGUAAGGGCUUGAAAUUUCUCUAUACCUUUCACUUCUAGAUUAACGUAUUAAGCUGCAUCUAUAAUUUGUUUGUGAAGUUUCUUGGAGAUGUAUAAUUAUCAUUUCAAAAUACUAUAGAGUGACUUUGUUUUUCAGAGUACUAGUAAGCGGUAGAGCCAUAACUGCAUUUGCUGUACCACUAGCUAGCUAGGCUGCAAAGUGGAAAGCACCCAUUUGUCAAAGAAAUGUGUUAGUUCUAUUAA
Molecule: messenger RNA, 3055 nt
Organism: Hevea brasiliensis (rubber tree)
Lineage: Eukaryota; Viridiplantae; Streptophyta; Magnoliopsida; Malpighiales; Euphorbiaceae
Product: putative leucine-rich repeat receptor-like protein kinase At2g19210
Exons: 14
Coding region: 1-2790 (929 amino acids)
Biological process (GO): protein phosphorylation
Molecular function (GO): protein binding; ATP binding; protein kinase activity
Source: RefSeq, a predicted model, not a curated record